This is a messenger RNA of Trifolium pratense (red clover), 933 nucleotides long. RefSeq lists its product as uncharacterized. The transcript has 2 exons. Lineage: Eukaryota; Viridiplantae; Streptophyta; Magnoliopsida; Fabales; Fabaceae. Bases 212 to 736 code for a protein of 174 amino acids. The record is from RefSeq and is a predicted model, not a curated record.
UUGUCUUGUCUUGGACAGGACCAACUGUUACUGUGUCUGUCUAUUUAUUUAGUUGCAGUUCCUUCCUUCCUUCCUUCCACGAAUCUAGACAAACACAAACGUCAAACUCUGUUUACCUUACUAUUUUCAAACACUUUCUUCUCUCAUUUCUCUUUUACAACAUGUGUGGAUCUACACCUUCCAACUCCAAGAUGCUAUCCCUACUCUGAAAAUGGAAAACAAGCAAAGUACCUCUGAUACACAAGACAGUUCUACGAUGAAUUUCAUUGAUCAAAGAGCACACUCUUCUAAAGGGCGCGGCGACCCAUUGAAUCGACGUCUGAAGAAUCGAGAGAGACAACGUAGAUACAGGGCACGCAAGCGUAAAGAAACUGGAACCGCAAACUCUUUUGUUGUAGAGCAGACAGCAACAGUGCCAGUGCAAGUAGAGAUACAAUCAAACGGGAAUCACAACAAUUUCGUGAUGCGCGUAUAUUGUAAUCGAGAUUGGAAAAAGGACGCAAGACAGGCUCAUCUUGCGAAGCGUCAAGAGAUGAACGGGUCUAUUGAUCAUUCCUUGACAGUGACACUAACUAAUGUACUUGAGGCGACAUGCUUAGGCGUCGGGAAUAAGUCGGAAACAAUGCUUGAUAGAGAAAUUCAAUAUGGAUCUUCUAGCGUUGUUUAUAACGAAACGCCUAGGACUGUGCUCUGUCGUAGAGAUUGGAAAGCAGAAGCUAGAAGAAAGAAAAACUAGUGAAUUUUUUUCAUUUCUUCUUUUAAAUAGUACUUUUAUCAGUGGAUUUUCUGUUGUAUAAUAAAAUUCAUAUAGUGUAAUGAAUGCUGGAACAUGUAACAUGUUACAUCAUUUGGCUGGCUUUGAAGCUAUGAGCACUGAGAAAAAAUGUGUUUGUAUCAUUUUCUACUUAAUCAUUUCAUACUUUUCAUUGUCGA